Messenger RNA from Lacerta agilis (Sand lizard), 1369 nucleotides. It is a transcript of the gene TXNDC9, whose product is annotated as thioredoxin domain containing 9. Bases 170 to 838 code for a protein of 222 amino acids. Gene Ontology annotation, biological process: microtubule cytoskeleton organization. The transcript has 5 exons. Gene Ontology annotation, cellular component: cytoplasm. The record is from RefSeq and is a predicted model, not a curated record. NCBI's taxonomy places the organism in Eukaryota, Metazoa, Chordata, Lepidosauria, Squamata, Lacertidae.
AUGCUUGCGCCAACAAUAGUUUCCGGGUGCCUCGCACUCCCUUAAGACGCAGGCGUAAGCGGCCGGCCGGUAGCGGAGUCCGUGGAGAGGCCUGUGAGGGUGUUUUUCGGGUGCUAAUUUACCUCAGGCUUCCGCAGUUUAAUGUGUGUGCCACUUAUUUAGGAGGAAAAUGUCAUCUGAAAUGUUUUCAAAAGCUCUGGAGGCUCAAUUGCUUCAGACAACAAAGAUUGUAGAAGAACAACUUGAUGCUGAGAUUAAAAAACUAGACAGUGUGGAUGAUGAUGAAUUAGAAAUCCUAAAGCAAAGAAGACUUGAAGGCUUGAAGAAAGCCCAGCAACAGAAACAGGAAUGGCUUUCAAAUGGGCAUGGGGAAUAUGUGGAAAUCUCCAGUGAGAGAGAUUUUUUUGAACAAGUGAAAAGGAGCAAUAAAGUCGUCUGCCAUUUUUACAAAGAUACAAGUUUCAGAUGCCUGAUAUUCGAUAAGCAUCUAACAGUACUGGCAAAAAAGCACAUUGAGACCAGGUUUAUCAAAUUAAAUGCUGAAAAGGCUCCAUUCCUGUGUGAGAGACUUCGCAUCAAAGUAAUUCCCACACUAGCACUUGUAAAAGAUGGCAAAACACAGGAUUACGUGGUUGGUUUUACUGAUCUUGGUAAUACAGAUGACUUCACCACAGAGACCUUAGAAUGGCGAUUAGGUUGUGCAGAUAUAAUCAACUACAGUGGCAACUUGAUGGACCCCCCUUUCCAGAGCCAAAAGAAGUUUGGAACCACUUUCACAAAGUUGGAUAAGAAAACAAUCAGAGGAAAGAAAUAUGAUUCAGAUUCUGAUGAUGAUUAGAUAUCAUGAUUAAGAUGUUUAUAAAUCAUCUUUUCUUUGAAGCUUGAUACAUUUCCAGGAAUGUUUUAUAAAGCUGUUUGUUUUCAGUACAUUUGCAUAUAAUGCUCAUUUUCUAAAACAGUUUUAUACAACUCAUGAAAAGAAACUGAAUAUUUUUUUUCCCUUGGGGUGACAUUUCUAGGUGAAAAAUCUGAGCUCUUUUGAACUGCGUCACAUGAGACAUGACUUUAAAGCAUUUUGUUAAUUAUAAAAAUAGUCCCUUUAAACUACAUUUUUAGUACUUCAUUUGCCAUUGGAAAUAUUAAUGAAGGACUUCUGUGAAGAAUUGUUAUAAAACUAUUCCAGAAGUAGUGCAUUAAUAAAACUGUUGCUUAUCUGAUAAUGCCAUGUGUAUGGCAUGGCAUUGCCUAACUUAACAUUGCACUGCAUAUUAUGAAACCAUCUUAGCCUCUUUAAAAUAAUUAAGUCUACCAGUUGUGUACACUGCAUGUUACAGCUGAAUCAGCAGGUAAAUAGCACAUGGCAAAACUA